UAAUCAGUAUUCACAGUGCACGUUACUAACAUUUUCUUGCUCAACUACGGAACAAACGUCCCGAGGAGUGUAGAAUCUGGGCUCAAAAUCGAAGCGAGAACCAUACAUGUAGCUGAGCUGGUCAAAUUAAGGAGCGAAUUAAUUCAACAUAGGUUUAUAAAUUUCGGACUUGACCAGCACGUUACCAAGAUGUCUCACUUUUCAGAUGAACCAUGCCAGGGAUGUCUCCAAGACAAGGAACAAAAAACUUACCAUGUGGUGAUGAAAUUGUGCGAUGACUGCGCUCUGCAAAAGAAGCAUUUCAUCCAAAAGUUGGCACUGGAAAAGAAAGUGGUCUUCAAUUGCAGCAGACACCCUGCCUUUAAGGCUCUGGCAUUUUGCAUGCGCCACGAUGAAACGAUUUGUUUAGAAUGUCUUCCGGCACAUAUCGGUCCUUGUUGCAGUAUGAUGGACUUAAACGCGAAAGUGGUAGAUCGGAGAAUCCAGCUCAGUGAUCUGGUAGAACGAUGCAAGAUAAAAGCCGAUGAAUUCAAACAAUUUAAUAUCCACGUCGACACGAGAACGCAUGAAAUCGAUACUCACUUUGCUGAAAUCGAAGACGAAAUCCGCCAGCUAACUUCUCAAGAGAAACGAGAAGUGGAAGAGAAUCGAGACCUCGAGGCUGAGUGUAUCAAUAGAAAUGCUGAAGAAAAACUUGAGAGAAUCAGACAAGAGCAAUACGAGGAUCUGACGAGAAAUCAGCGGGAAGCAGAGAAAAGAUUAGACGCAAUAAAGAAGAAAGAAAAAGGACUGCUCGAGAGGGUUGAUCAAAUUAAAGCCAUAUUUACCAAGAAGAUUUCAACGAUGAAGUCAUAUCUUCAACAAACUUUGGAGACCGUGGAGAAGGCAGAGUCCUACGAUGACGAUGAAAUGCUUCAGCCAGAUUUUCAAAAGACCGUCGUGUCUCUGACUAGUGUCCUCAAUAAACAAGUCGAUGCCUGCGACGUUGACAAGCUAGUAGAAGCUGCAGAGUCAGUAAUGGGGUUUGAUGGUGACAAACGAAUUGAUGUUCCUUUGGAGAGGUGGGAUGAACAAGAAGGACUGACUUGGAAGACAGGACUGGGUAAAGGAUCCUACAUGAUGGGUGCCAUCAACAUGGAUGAAGUCUUGCUAAAGAGGGUGGAUGGUGGCUCGGUCCAUGCCAUGAACGUUUACAGUGGUGAUACCAGGGUGGUGGUCUCUGGAAAGACACCAUAUGAUGUUUACAGUUGUGCUGCUCUUCAAGACGGUAGGAUCGUUUGUGGGACACGCUUUGGCGAGAUUGUCGUUUAUGAUCGUGACUGGAAACCGCUGAGAGUGAUGCAUCUUGAUUGCUCAGGCAAGUCCGUCAAGUUAAGACCUGUUUCGAUCUGCAUUGAUAGAGCUGGUUUGAUCCUAGCUUCUAAUGGCGAAUCCACUGUUCAUGUAUUCAAUCCAGACGACGGAGACUUUGUCAGGUCAAUCGACACCAACGUCAGGUCUAUCUGCGAAAUUCAUCUUCUGUCAUCCGAUGACAUCGCGCUCCGCAUCAGAUCAUUAGAUGAAGAGUGUACUGAUGUUCGCAUCUUGGACAGCAUGGGAUGCCUUCGAUCCACUCAUCAUCUACACAACAAGAACGUGAUUGGCAUGGCUGCGGACAUGUCACGUGGCCAUAUAUUUAUGAUGCUCCUUGAUCACGAUGACGACUGCGAAGACUUCGACAUGGCAGUCCUUUCAUCAAGCGGUGUGGCAGACAUUGACGUCGAGCUACCUUUCGACUCUAGGACACUUGCCGAAAUGUGUUUCAUGCCAGAGAAGAGCGACUUGGUUGUGCACUACGAAGAAACAACUGUAAUAUUUAGGAAAACCGAACAGGGUCUCGAAGAAAUAAUCAGUAAAAUUGAUUAAAUCACAAACUAUAAUAUAAUCAUGGUAACAGGUCACGAUGUAUUUCUACAUUCGUGCCAUUUGCAUGGCUGCGGACAUGUCACGUGGCCAUAUAUUUAUGAUGCUCCUUGAUCACGAUGACGACUGCGAAGACUUCGACAUGGCAGUCCUUUCAUCACUUGUUUUACAUUUUGGAGUGUGUCGUUAUGUAUCAUAUAUGCAGUUUAUAACUUUUUAAUCUUGGAACACACAUUAACAUUCAUUAUGUACCCCAAAAUAUGACGCUGCAUGGAGGUACGGUACUGUUCUCUUUUCUGACAGAUCGACAGUCAUUGAUCAUGUACACCGGGAUGAUGAGAUAAAUUAGGGCGAGACUAGAAUAGACCAGGGGCCCGUAUCACAAAGAGUCGCGAUUGAUCCGAUCAAUUACAACAAUGGACGGCCAGCAACGUCAACGUCUAUUAUGUAUGUUUGUUCAAAAUAUUUUUAACUUUGAUGUAUAGGCCUUUUCAUGCAUUCAAUGUUUUCUUGAAAACUCGCUUUGUUUACAAAAGACAUUGUGCAAAUUUCCUGUAGAAACAUUUAUGACACUGAUGGAUUUCCAUUUAGAGUAACGAUUGAUUAGAUCAACCGUAACUCUUUGUAAGACGGGGCCCAGAUACCUGUCUCAAUCAUGUCAAUAGUUUGACUUAAAAGAAGGGAAAAUCGUGUUUUUUUUUAGUUUACCAUAACAUGGCAGGAAAAUAAGCAAACAAGAAAUUGAAUCAUUUUGUUCCAACCAAGUCAACUUGAAGACGACUAGGAGAAAAUUGAUUUCAAAGUCGAUUCGAUGUGGAAAAUAAAACGAGAAGGAAUUAAGUUGUUGCCGGUCACGUCGUGUUCAUCAGGACAAUCUCCAGAAAUUUCAUUACGCCGAUUUGUCAUAACAACAGAAUAAAGAAAUAAAAAUUCCCAGAUGUCCGAUCUGAGCAAGUAUUCGCACCGCGUCGCUGAACGAAUUCUAGAACACAGUAAUAAUGUAUUGAAAAUGCUCUUCAAAUGCCGAUGGACAGCUUGGAAGUCUUUGUCGAAAUUCGGUAAACCGGAACAGCAGUUCGUCCAAAGUUUCGGAGCGGACGAAAAAUUGCAAAUAUGUCGUUUUUCCAGAGUCCAGGACGAAACAGCUGUUUUGAUUCACCGAUUUUCGAUAAAGACUUCUUGGUUAUUCAUUGUCAUGAAGGGCGUUGACAACACAUUUUUUAUGUUCUUAAAAGCGUCCUAUGCAUCACAGUUGUGAGAAUCCCCAAUGUCUUCACCCACGUGACCCAAGUCGAAAAAAAAUCCUAGAUCUUGCAUUCUUGUGUUAUUUGUCUUCUGGUAUAUAUUGACUUGAUCAACUUGACAAGAUCCUCAUCUCACAGCGCAUUUAAGCAUCAGUAAGAGUAUUUUCAACUUCAAGCCUUAAAGAUGGGUUGGGUGGCAUAGGUUCAUAACAUGAAUAAUAAUAUAGCCACAUUCUUAUAACUUUAAGCGGAAAAUUCAACAGAUCAUUAGACAAUAUGAUAUUGAUGAAACAUAUCUUUGUACCCAACUUUUAUUUCAUCCAUUCGCUUUUUGUUUUCUUUGUCACAUCAUUGUGACAAUAUUGAUAUUUGGUUAGUUUGAUCGAAGGAUAUUUAUCAAAUUUUGUGCACUUCUUUCUCUUUCGUUAUUGUACAUGCGUGUCUUGUUAAUUUCAUAAAUUUUAUGUGAUCACGGUAAUUAUGAUAAUCUAUAGAAUGUUCCUGUGUAUUACAGAUAUUUUAUUUCUUGAUUUGCUUGAAUUUUUAUUGGUAAUCAUUGCGAUCAUUUUCAGGUGAAAGAUGAAUUGUCAUCAUCGUCAUCGUCGUCGUCAUAAGCAUCAUCAUCAUUACCCCCUUAUCAUCAUCAUCGAUUUUAAACAAGUCCCCAGCAGUUGGUAAUUUAAAACAUCAUCAAUUUUAAAUGGAAGUGAUUGUGAAUAACCCUACUCAAACAAUAUGGAAUACUUAUUCAUCUUUAUAAACGUUUCGUGUGGGUUUGUCCUAGUUGAUUAUCAUCAUUAUCAGUAGUUUUAUAUCAUUUUGCUUAUGAUUCAUAACCAUAUUUAGUACAUUCGAUGUGAUAUUUUGUUCAUAUAUUUUGGUGGUGCUGGAUUUUUCAUAAAGCCUUUUUAUAUUUUC
Messenger RNA from Lytechinus variegatus (green sea urchin), 4064 nucleotides. RefSeq lists its product as uncharacterized. Bases 190 to 1905 code for a protein of 571 amino acids. Lineage: Eukaryota; Metazoa; Echinodermata; Echinoidea; Temnopleuroida; Toxopneustidae. Gene Ontology annotation, molecular function: protein binding. The transcript is spliced from 2 exons. The record is from RefSeq and is a predicted model, not a curated record.